AUGGCGAGUGCUGCUGUGGCACGUAACGUUGUGGGCAUUAUUGGCAAUGUCAUUUCUUUCGGCCUUUUCCUGUCACCAACUCCAACAUUUUACGGAAUAAUAAAGAAGAAGGCGGUGGAAGAGUUCAAGCCAGAUCCUUACAUUGCAACCAUACUAAACUGUGCGUUUUGGGUGUUGUACGGAAUGCCCUUUGUGCAUCCUCAUAGCAUUCUGGUGCUCACCAUCAAUAGUGUUGGACUCGUGCUUGAGUUCGUCUACGUCAUCAUAUUUUAUGCCUAUGCCACCAACAAAGGAAGGAAGAAGGUCCUGUUGUGGCUUUUAGUGGAAGCAAUCUUUUUCACCGCCAUUGUUCUCAUAACAAUGCUGGCACUUCACGGGACUAAAAGAAGGUCAUUGAUAGUGGGUGUUUUGUGUGAUGUUUUUAAUGUCAUGAUGUAUGCUUCUCCUCUCACAAUCAUGGCAAAGGUUAUAAGAACUAAGAGCGUGAAAUAUAUGCCAUUUUGGCUCUCUGUGACUAACUUCUUAAAUGGACUGUGCUGGACAACGUACGCGCUCAUUCAUCCAUUCGACAUUUACGUCCUGACUAGUAAUGGGCUUGGAGCAAUUUCUGGUGCUUUUCAGCUCAUACUGUAUGGAUGUUAUUACUGUUCUGGGAAGCAGGCGAAAGAGAAAGAUGUUUCAACGCCAAAUGAUAUUCAGAUUUCUACUGUCGCGUCAAUGCAAGUAGUGUGA
Molecule: messenger RNA, 732 nt
Organism: Prosopis cineraria
Lineage: Eukaryota; Viridiplantae; Streptophyta; Magnoliopsida; Fabales; Fabaceae
Product: bidirectional sugar transporter SWEET6b-like
Exons: 6
Coding region: 1-732 (243 amino acids)
Biological process (GO): carbohydrate transport
Cellular component (GO): membrane
Molecular function (GO): sugar transmembrane transporter activity
Source: RefSeq, a predicted model, not a curated record